AAGUGCUGAGAUUUGGGCCUGGUGCCCGGAUCAUCCGACCUUGCCCGAAACCACAGUGGGGAAAUCAAUUUCGAAAUGACAACAAAAGGCAUUUCCCGCCCUUCUGGCUCUCCAACCAAUCCGUUUCUCUCUCUAAAACUUGAAAAACACAUCAAACUCUUCUCUCUCCAAAUAUUGUCUGCAGUUCACACCUUCUUUACACUAGGGUUUCGAUCUCCGGCGCCCGUUCGCCUUCUCAAAUCCGCAUUCAUCUUUCAAUUUUCUAGGGUUUCGAUCUCCGAAACCCUCACACCACGUUCUUCAGACUCAUCCCCACUCUCGAGUCUCUCUCCAAUUCAACGCCAGCGCCACAAUCUUCACUCAUUUUCCGACAUCACGUCAACAUUCACUACUCUACCUCCGUCGGUGCUCUUAAAGUUCUCCGUCUAUCACUUCGAGUCGUGAAUCGAACUUAAACAUGUACAUCAAAGAGAUAACCUUGGAAGGGUUCAAGUCGUACGCGACAAGGACCGUGGUCCCCGGUUUCGACCCUUUCUUCAACGCGAUCACGGGGCUGAACGGGUCGGGAAAGUCAAACAUUCUCGACUCCAUAUGCUUCGUCUUGGGCAUCACGAACUUGCAGCAGGUUCGGGCCUCGAACCUUCAGGAGCUCGUGUACAAGCAAGGCCAGGCUGGGAUUACAAAGGCCACGGUGUCAGUUGUGUUUGAUAAUUCAGACAGGAGUCGAAGCCCUCUCGGGUACGAGGAUUCUCCGGAGAUCACAGUGACCCGUCAGAUCGUGGUCGGUGGAAGGAACAAAUACUUAGUAAAUGGCCACCUUGCACAGCCUAGUCGAGUGCAGAAUCUCUUUCAUUCUGUGCAGCUUAAUGUCAAUAAUCCACACUUUCUCAUUAUGCAAGGGCGCAUUACUAAGGUCCUAAACAUGAAACCACCUGAAAUCUUAUCCAUGCUUGAAGAAGCUGCUGGAACUAGAAUGUAUGAAACAAAGAAAGAGGCUGCUUUGAAAACACUUGAGAAAAAACAGAGUAAGGUAGAUGAGAUUGAUAAACUUCUUGAUCAGGAAAUACUUCCUGCUUUGGAGAAAUUGAGGAAGGAGAGGAUGCAAUACAUGCAAUGGUCUAAUGGAAAUGCGGAAUUGGAUCGGCUUAAAAGAUUUUGCAUUGCUUAUGAAUAUGUUGAAGAAGAGAGGAUUAGAGAUACUGCUCUUACUGAAGUAGAGAACAUAAAGGCUAAGAUUUCUGAGAGUGAUGAUAAGGCAAAAAAGAUGCAGAUGGAAAUACAGGAGAUGGAAACGAAAGUAUCUCAAUUGACUUCUGAAAGAGAAGCAAGUAUGGGUGAGGAGGUUAAAAUUUUGUCAAAGAAAGUAGAUGAUCUUUCUUGCAAUCUUGUGAGGGAAGAGUCUAUACUGAAAAACCAAAAGGAAACGCUCAACACGGAGAAAGAGAAUGCUGAAAAGAUUACGAGAAGUAUUGCAGAGUUAAAGAAGUCUAUAGAAGAGAAGGCAUCUGCUGUAAAAAGUGCUGAUGAUGGAGCAGCUGAUCUGAAAAAGAGAGUUGAAGAACUUUCCAAGAGUUUGGAAGAGUCCGAAAAGGAUUACCAGGGUGUGGUUGCUGGUAAGAGCAGCGGAAAUGAGGACAAAUGUCUUGAAGAUCAACUAGGUGAUGCCAAAGUAGCCGUUGGAAAUGCAGAAACAGAACUAAAGCAAUUGAAAACAAAAAUUAACCAUUCUGAGAAGGAGCUGAAAGAGAAAUCACAACAGUUGUUAUCGAAGCGUGAAGAAGCUGUUGCCGCAGAAAAUGAGCUUCAUACUAGAAGUAAAGAUGUGGAAAGUGUUCAAAAGGCUUUGGAAUCUCUUCCAUAUGAAGAUGGAAAGAUGGAGGCUUUACAGAAGGAUCGUGCAUCUGAGUUAGAGGUAGUGCAGAAGUUGAAAGACGAAAUUCGGAUUCUGUCAGCGCAGUUGGCUAAUGUGGAUUUCACUUAUCGUGACCCUGUGAAGAAUUUUGAUAAGUCAAAAGUGAAAGGUGUGGUAGCUAAACUCAUUAAAGUGAAGGAUAGCUCCACAUUGACUGCCUUAGAGGUUGCUGCAGGAGGAAAGAUGUUUAAUGUUGUAGUGGACACGGAAAAUACUGGAAAGCAACUUCUUCAAAAUGGCGAACUUCGAAGAAGAGUUACAAUUAUCCCUCUGAACAAAAUUCAAUCCCAUCCUGUCCCUCUCAGAGUGCAAAAUACUGCUGUUAGAUUGGUUGGCAAAGGGAAUGCAGAAGUGGCUCUGUCUCUUGUAGGAUAUGCUGAGGAACUGAAGAGUGCCAUGGAAUAUGUAUUUGGUUCAACAUUUGUUUGCAAAACAACUGAUGCGGCAAGGGAAGUUGCUUUUAAUAAGGAAAUUGGCACCCCAAGUGUCACUCUUGAGGGGGACAUAUUUCAGCCAAGUGGACUUCUGACUGGUGGAAGUCGCAAGGGUGGUGGUGAUCUUCUAAGGCAACUUCAUGCUUUGGCAGAGGCUGAAUCAGAACUUUCUGUUCAUCAGAAGACCUUAUCUAAAAUUGAAGCCAAGAUCUCGGAGCUCCUUCCUCUUGAGAAAAAGUUUAAGGACCUCAAGGCACAGUUGGAACUUAAGUCGUAUGAUCUUUCAUUAUUCCAGAGUAGGGCUGAGCAGAAUGAACAUCAUAAGCUUGGUGAGCAUGUAAAGAGAAUCGAGCAGGAGCUUUCAGAAGCAAAAUCUGCUGCUAGUGAGAAGCAACUUUUUUAUGAAAACUGUGUAGCCACAGUAUUGAUGCUUGAAAAAUCAAUACAUGAACACACUAACAAUCGCGAUGGUAGACUGAAAGAUUUAGAGAAAAAGAUCAAGGCUUAUAAAGCUCAGGUGCAAUCAGCAUCUAAGGACCUCAAGGGGCACGAAAAUGAAAAGGAGAGGCUUAUGAUGGAAAUGGAAGCAGUCAAACAAGAGUGUGCAUCCUGGGAGAGUCAAUUAGAUUCUCUGAAGCAGCAGAUUGACAGUCUUACUUUAGAAGUAGGUAACCAUGAAAUCAACUAUGUAGAAAAAAAAAAUGCUCAUGAUCAUGCAAAAUCUGAGCUCGAUAAUUUCCGCUCAAAGAUGAAGGAGUGCGAUACACAGAUUAGUUCCAUUCUCAAGGAGCAGCAGGAACUUCAACGCAAAAUUAGUGAGACAAAUCUUGAAAGAAAGAGGAUGGAAAAUGAGGUUAGACGAAUGGAGACGGACCAGAAGGAUUGCUCCUUGAAGGUCCAAAAACUGAUUGAGAAGCAUGCUUGGAUAACAUCUGAGAAGCAGCUCUUUGGAAGAAGUGGGACCGAUUAUGAUUUUGCAUCCCGUGAUCCUCGUAAAGCAAAGGAAGACUUUGAAAAGCUACAAGCUGAUCAAUCGGGCCUUGAAAAAAGAGUUAACAAGAAGGUUAUCGCAAUGUUUGAGAAAGCAGAAGAUGAGUACAAUGAUUUGAUUUCGAAGAAGAACAUUAUUGAGAAUGACAAGUCAAAAAUCAAGAUGGUGAUUGAAGAGCUUGAUGAAAAGAAGAAAGAAACACUAAAAGUCACUUGGGUUAAGGUUAACAAUGACUUUGGGUCAAUAUUUUCUACCCUCUUACCUGGCACAAUGGCAAAGCUAGAACCUCCUGAGGGUGGUAGCUUCUUAGAUGGUCUUGAGGUUCGUGUUGCAUUUGGAAGUGUGUGGAAACAGUCCUUGUCAGAACUUAGCGGUGGACAAAGAUCUUUACUUGCACUCUCUCUAAUUCUAGCACUAUUGUUGUUCAAACCUGCUCCACUUUAUAUACUGGAUGAGGUUGAUGCAGCUCUUGAUUUAAGCCACACUCAGAAUAUUGGAAGGAUGAUCAAAGCUCAUUUUCCACAUUCCCAGUUCAUUGUUGUUUCUCUGAAGGAAGGUAUGUUCAACAAUGCCAACGUACUUUUCCGGACGAAGUUUGUGGAUGGUGUUUCUACUGUGCAAAGAACAGUGGCGUCUAAGACCAACAAGUGAUUUGUCAUUUUUCCUGUAUUAUUUGUAAAGCAUGCAAGGGAUGUAUGAUGGAAAUUUAGAUUGUGCCAAAUAGUACAUUUUAACUAUGGCCGUCUUUGAUCCUCUAAUUAUGGCUCUCUGGUUGUGUAUAAAUUUCUCACUUUCGUGAAUUUGCAUUUUAAGGGAAAAUUACAAUGUCCCCCUACAGUAUUAGGAUUUUCCUUUUGGGCCAUUGG
This is a messenger RNA of Rhododendron vialii, 4203 nucleotides long. RefSeq names its product structural maintenance of chromosomes protein 2-1-like. Gene Ontology annotation, biological process: chromosome organization. The transcript is spliced from 20 exons. Gene Ontology annotation, molecular function: protein binding; ATP binding; ATP hydrolysis activity. Lineage: Eukaryota; Viridiplantae; Streptophyta; Magnoliopsida; Ericales; Ericaceae. Bases 458 to 3988 code for a protein of 1176 amino acids. The record is from RefSeq and is a predicted model, not a curated record. Gene Ontology annotation, cellular component: chromosome.